AUGCAUCGCUUGGUAGAGCAGUUUUUGAAAUUGAAACCGGCGAAGUUUACCGGGAAAGGUGACCCGGAAGCCGCACCUCGUUGGAUAGAAGAUCCGGAGAAGGCACUUGAGGUGUUGGGUUGCACCGAAGAGGAGAAAGUGAUGCUGGCAAGAUAUCGGUUGCGGGACACGGCUAGUGAUUGGUGGAAGGCCACUAGGGGAAGAGUUUUCCCGGAGGGUACAUUACCGAAUUGGACUAUCUUCACCGAAGUCUUCAAUGGGAAAUACUUUUCGGAGACUGCUCGGGAGCAGAAGAUGUUAGAAUUUCAGCAGCUCCGCCAGAACCAUAUGACGGUAGAUCAGUAUGAGGCUGAAUUCUCGAGACUGACAAAGUACGCUCCUAGAAUGGUAGAGAAUCCAUUGGAUAGAGCGAGGAGGUUUCGGGACGGAUUGAGGCCGGAGCUUCGCAGUCGGCCGAUCCCGCUGAAUUUGAGGGAUUAUGAUGAGCUAUAUGAGCGGGGUCAGAUAGUGGAGCGAGACAUGAAAGAGAGAGCUGCCGCAUCUGGAUCGCGGUUCAUGCCCGUCGGGGACAACCGUCGGUUUGGCAAGAGCCCCAUGAUGGAAAAUAGGCGUUUUGUCCCUCCAAUCAGAAGAAAUAAUGGGAAGCCGGAGGCACGGGAAUGGACCUUGCCCGAGUAG
This is a messenger RNA of Rhodamnia argentea, 678 nucleotides long. RefSeq lists its product as uncharacterized. The transcript is spliced from 2 exons. NCBI's taxonomy places the organism in Eukaryota, Viridiplantae, Streptophyta, Magnoliopsida, Myrtales, Myrtaceae. The record is from RefSeq and is a predicted model, not a curated record. The coding region runs from base 1 to 678 and encodes 225 amino acids.